AUGAGCAGCAAGACCAAGGAGGUCCAUCGGACGCUUGUCAAGGCCCUCGUGCUUCAGGCCGGGCUGCCUCUCGUGUAUUCUGUGGCCGUAUUCUGCUAUUCUGUGGAGCAGCUGCAAAUUAUGCACCACCCAGUGUUGGAGUAUCUAGUUUUUCAGAUAGUGGGCCUCGUCCCGGUAUUUUCUCCCUUUUUGUCACUGUAUUUUGUCGCUCCCUACCGCAAAGCGAUCAGCCGAGGCCUCAAGAACACGCAGAGCAAAUAUUAUAAGGAUGUUUCGAGCGUUGGGGCGACUGCGACGAUCUACAUCACGAUUACCAUUUUCCGUAGCAAAAUUCUCAAAGCGCUCGAGGAGGGUGUUAUGAGCAGCAAGACAAAGAAAUUCCACCGAACGCUUGUAAAGGCUCUUGUUUUACAAGCCGGCCUUCCCCUUGUGUAUUCUGUGGCCGUCAUUUGCUAUUCUGUGGAGCAGCUGCAAAUUGUACACCAUCCGCUCUUGGAAUAUUUGGUCUUUCAGAUAGUCGGCCUGGUCCCGGUAUUGUCACCAUUCCUUUCGCUGUACUUUGUCGGUCCGUAUAGAAAAGCGAUCAUCAGGGUGCUGCAGUGGCGACAUGCAAAAUAUACGGAACCAUCAAGCAUCGCAGCUACGGCCAGUGGACAACUCCAGGUUAGCACGGCUUCCGCCAAUGUUAAAUCGCCGCAA
Molecule: messenger RNA, 699 nt
Organism: Mesorhabditis spiculigera
Lineage: Eukaryota; Metazoa; Nematoda; Chromadorea; Rhabditida; Rhabditidae
Source: the annotation of a GenBank genome assembly